AUGGUUGUCUUCAGCCAAGUUACCGUCGCUCUCACCUGCUUCUCGGCCAUUGCUUCAGCUGCGGCUGUGCCGGUCAAGAGCCCCCGCAAGGGCUUCACUGUGAACCAGGUGCAGAAGGCUGUUCCCGGUACCAGGACUGUCAACUUGCCUGGUCUGUACGCCAAUGCACUGGUCAAGUAUGGUGCUACUGUGCCGGCCACAGUUCACGCUGCUGCCGUGAGCGGUUCCGCCAUUACCACGCCCGAGGCCGACGACGUUGAGUAUCUCACUCCAGUCACCAUUGGCAGCUCUACCUUGAACUUGGACUUCGACACUGGCUCUGCUGACCUCUGGGUCUUCUCUAGCGAGCUUACCUCUUCGCAGCAGUCCGGCCACGACGUCUACAACGUUGGCAGCUCCGGCACUAAGCUGUCCGGUGCUAGCUGGUCCAUUUCAUACGGCGAUGGCAGCAGUGCUAGCGGUGAUGUCUACAAGGACACCGUCACUGUUGGUGGAGUCAAGGCCACUGGCCAAGCUGUUGAGGCUGCCAAGAAGAUCAGCUCGCAGUUCCUGCAGGACAAGAACAACGAUGGUCUGCUGGGUCUGGCUUUCAGCUCCAUCAACACCGUCAGCCCUACCCCCCAGAAGACCUUCUUCGACACCGUCAAGUCUAGCCUUGGCGAGCCUCUGUUCGCCGUGACUCUCAAGCACGGCGCCCCUGGCACCUACGACUUCGGCUACAUCGACUCGGAUAAGUACACCGGAACUUUGGCCUACGCCGACGUUGAUGACUCCGAUGGUUUCUGGUCCUUCACUGCCGACAGCUACAAGAUCGGCACUGGUGCUGCUGGCAAGUCUAUUACCGGAAUUGCUGAUACCGGUACCACUCUCCUCCUGCUCGAUAGCUCUAUUGUCACCGCCUACUACAAGAAGGUUACCGGCUCCCAGAACAGCAGCUCUGCUGGUGGUUAUAUCUUCCCUUGCAGCGCCACUCUGCCUGACUUCACUGUGACCAUCAAUGGCUACGAUGCCGUUGUUCCCGGCAAGUACAUCAACUUCGCACCUGUCUCUACCGGUAGCUCCAGCUGCUACGGUGGUAUCCAGAGCAACUCUGGCAUUGGCUUCUCCAUCUUCGGUGAUAUCUUCCUCAAGAGCCAGUACGUCGUUUUCGACUCCGAGGGACCUCGUCUUGGCUUCGCUGCCCAGGCAUAA
Molecule: messenger RNA, 1191 nt
Organism: Penicillium roqueforti
Lineage: Eukaryota; Fungi; Ascomycota; Eurotiomycetes; Eurotiales; Aspergillaceae
Product: pepsin-like aspartic protease
Exons: 3
Coding region: 1-1191 (396 amino acids)
Biological process (GO): proteolysis
Molecular function (GO): aspartic-type endopeptidase activity
Source: RefSeq, a predicted model, not a curated record